Messenger RNA from Telopea speciosissima, 798 nucleotides. Its product is annotated as NDR1/HIN1-like protein 2. The coding region runs from base 1 to 798 and encodes 265 amino acids. Gene Ontology annotation, cellular component: plasma membrane. NCBI's taxonomy places the organism in Eukaryota, Viridiplantae, Streptophyta, Magnoliopsida, Proteales, Proteaceae. The transcript has a single exon. The record is from RefSeq and is a predicted model, not a curated record.
AUGGCUUCCAAAUAUGAUGAUGAUCAAACCAAGAUGAGAACUGGUUAUCCGGGGAUGGGUUACCCUCCGCCUCCGCUGGGGAUGGGUUACCCUCCGCCUACGCCGCCAGCAGCGGCGGCGGGAUAUCCAGGCUACCCAAACACCCACAAUGUAUACCCAUAUGCUGCAGCACCCCCAGCUGCUUACUACAACAAUGAAUACCCGGUGGCGGCGGCGUCACCGUACAAUUCAGGCCCCUACGGCUUCUUGCGGCAGAUAAUUAUCGGCAUGAUCACGACAUUUGUCAUAAUUGGAAUGCUAUACUUCCUUAUAUGGCUUAUGAUCCGCCCAAGAUACCCGGUCGUCCAGAUCGAUUCUCUCGUCGUUUCCAACUUCACAAUUACAGAUUCAAAGCUCGACACAGACUGGGACCUCAGCUUCAAUAUUUGGAACCCUAAUCGCAAAUUAGAUAUGAACUAUAAAGAGAUCGAUACUUUGAUAUUUUACGGAAGGAAUCUGUUGUCGACCACUACUAGUAAGCCUUUCUUCUUGGAGAAGAAGAAUAUGACGACCGUGAACGAAAAGCUUGUGACGCGUAAGGAUUUCGUGGGUGCAGAAAUGGAAAACGAAAGGAAGAGUGGGUCUCUGCUUGUGAGCGUGAGAUUCCGGGUAUCGGCAACGUUUCAGAAGGGAGAUUCGGUUUCCAGGGAAUUUAAGAUGGGUGUUCUCUGCGAGUAUUUGAGAAUAGACUUCGCGGGUAACACCAGUACCGGCAAGUUGGCUCCUGGAACUUGGACUUGUUUGCUUUAUGAGGUUUGA